UGCAAAUUAAAUUUUAAACAUUCAAAAUAAACACCUUUAAAAUAAACUUGACGACUAUCUUUUUCUUUUCUUCUUCUUCUUUACUUUAUUUAUUUUCGGAUCAAAUGAUUUCUAGAAUCCUUCGAUCUCGUUCUAUUGUCCAUGCACUAAAGCACUCUGGAAAUAAGGGGCUCAGCGUACGUUGUCUCUCUACUUUUGAUAAGCAUCGUUCCGUAUUUGAUGCUCUUGGCCUUGAUAAAACUAAUAACAAAGGUGUAUUUGAUGGCGAAUGGAAAGGAUCUGGUAACAUUGUACCUUCUUACAAUCCUGUCAAUAACGAAAUCAUUGCCGAAGUUAUCACUGGUACUCCUGAUGAUUUAAAUACUGCCUUCGAGAAAGUAGCAGAGGCUCAAAAGAUUUGGAGAGAGAUGCCUAUUCCCAAACGUGGUCAUGUUAUGUUGACUAUGAGAAACGCGCUAGUAGAAAACUUGCAACCUUUAGGAGAACUGGUUGCUCUUGAAAUGGGAAAGAUUUUGCCCGAAGGUAUCGGAGAGGUUCAAGAAUACAUUGAUGUCUUGGAGUAUGCACUAGGAUUAUCUCGCUCAAUGCAAGGUGCUAUUAUCCCAUCCGAAAGACCUGGACAUGCCAUGUUGGAAACAUGGAACCCACUGGGUACUGUUGGUAUCAUCAGUGCGUUCAACUUCCCAGUUGCUGUUUAUGGAUGGAAUUGUGCUAUUGCCCUUAUCACAGGUAACGGUACUGUUUGGAAACCUGCUCCUACUACCUCUCUUGUCUCUAUUGCUGUCACUCGUAUCAUUGCCAAGGCUUUGAAGCAACACGAUAUUCCUACUUCACUUUGUGCUCUGGUUACUGGAGGAACCGAUGUCGGUGAAGCCAUGACUCACGAUAAAAGAGCUCACGUACUUUCUUUUACUGGAUCUACCAAGGUUGGUAGAGAGGUAGGCAAAGUAGUUCAGGGUAGAUUUGGUAAAUCCAUUCUUGAACUUGGUGGUAACAAUGCUAUUAUUGUUACUGACGAUUGUGAUCUUGACUUGGCUGCAAGAGCUAUUUUAUUUGCUGCUGUUGGUACUGCUGGUCAACGUUGUACCACCACGCGUCGUCUGAUUGUCCAAGAAACUGUUUACGAUACUUUGAUAGAAAGAUUGAAAAAGGCAUACACUCAAGUUAAAGUCGGAGACCCUAUGGAUAAAGGUGUCUUGUGUGGUCCCCUCCAUACAAAAGAAGCAGUAGAGAUCUACAAGAAAGCUUUGGAACGUGUUAAGGCUGAAGGUGGUGAGAUCAUUGUCGGUGGUCGAGUGAUUGAUAGUGGACCUUUGAAGGACGGUAACUUUGUCGAGCCCACCAUGACCCGUGUACGUCCUGACAUGGAGGUUGUCCAAAAUGAAGCUUUCGUUCCCAUUCUUCACACAAUGACAUACAAGACCUUGGAUGAAGCAAUUGCAAUCAAUAAUAAUGUAGCUCAAGGUUUGUCCAGCUCCAUCUUUACAAGCAACCCAUCUACCAUCUUCAAAUGGAUUGGUCCUUCUGGCUCCGACUGUGGUAUUAUCAAUGUAAAUAUUCCCACCAAUGGUGCGGAAAUUGGUGGUGCAUUCGGCGGUGAGAAAGAGACUGGAGGAGGACGUGAGAGCGGUAGCGAUAGCUGGAAACAAUAUUGUAGACGAGGAACAUGUACCAUCAAUUACUCUGGUGCACUUCCUUUAGCCCAGGGUAUCAACUUUGGGUAAACCAUUCCCAUAGGUUGUCUUGUGUAAAAUUAUUAAAUAAAAUUGACCGUGAUGCUUGUAAUGAACGUUUACAACUGCACAACCAGGCGUCGUAAAUAAAUUAAGUUUUCA
Molecule: messenger RNA, 1835 nt
Organism: Mucor mucedo
Lineage: Eukaryota; Fungi; Mucoromycota; Mucoromycetes; Mucorales; Mucoraceae
Product: Aldehyde/histidinol dehydrogenase
Exons: 5
Coding region: 105-1724 (539 amino acids)
Molecular function (GO): aldehyde dehydrogenase (NAD+) activity
Source: RefSeq, a predicted model, not a curated record